Molecule: messenger RNA, 7579 nt
Organism: Lagopus muta (rock ptarmigan)
Lineage: Eukaryota; Metazoa; Chordata; Aves; Galliformes; Phasianidae
Gene: CD34
Product: CD34 molecule
Exons: 9
Coding region: 2215-3330 (371 amino acids)
Biological process (GO): cell-matrix adhesion
Cellular component (GO): membrane
Source: RefSeq, a predicted model, not a curated record
GUCCUGCCAUGAGCUGCACGGCAUGUUCUGAUGCACUUGGUGCAAGCAGUGGCAGUGGGAAUUAAUGCAAACCCACACCCUUGUCACAGGGAGUUUCAUUUAAAUGCAGCCCAGCCUCCCCUGGAAGCUGAAGGCGUUGGGUCUUAUCCUGGUGUCUGGCAGGCCUGGCCACUGCCUAUUCUUAGCCCAGCCCUCUAUUUUUAGUUUGUUUGUGAAAGGUGAGACAUGACUGGCAGCCAGACCCGGAUGAUGCUGCUGGUCCCUUCCAUGCAGCGGCCGGGGCAGAGGGAGAAUGGCAGGAAAUGGGGCCAGCGGAUGGGAGAGGACAGGAAGGGACAUUGGGGACCGGGGCUGUGGGACUGAGAUCUGUGGGGCUGGGGUCUGUAGGGCUGCAAGGUGGGAUAGGAGGGGUUGGAGGCAUCUGCACCGUGGCCAAUGCCGUUGCGGAAGUGCAUUAAUUUCUGUUCAGCUGUUCCACUCUGCAGAAUGGAAAGUUGUUGGUUCGUUUUGUUCUGUCCCUGUGCUUCAGCUUCAUAUCAGUGCUCAGACAAACCAUUGCACAGGAGUAUUCCCGAGCCCCAGCCCUACUGAGGCUGUUCCCAACGCUUUGCCGUGCGGUGGCCCUUUGGUUCUCACCAGUGGUCUUUGGUCUUCCCAGGAGCUGAAACUUGACAAUUUCAGUUUUCGUUUCCAAUUGUGCUCUACAAACCAAAUCCUCACUUCAGUAAGACAGAAAUGAAAACAUUUGCCUAUUAUUUAAAUUGGACCCUUGCCUCUAUCUACUUAUUUCAUCUUUCAAAUGUAUUUUAUAAGCUGAUAUGCAUGCAGACCUGUGUUUGCACUGAGUCUUGCAUUUACAAAGCAUAUAUGUGUUAUGAGGAGGGGGAAAAGAGCAAAUGCUGGGUGCAGAGCUGCACUAUAUCCAAGCUUAGGUUUUACAGACCACAGUUUACCAGGAUAUUUCAUUCUCAAUGAAACAUAAUUCUAUCAUCCAAUACAAAGAAAAAGUCUAAAGGCACGAUAGAAAUCUUUAUAUAGAGGCUGGAGCACAUUUUUUUAGCUACAGAUGUUUCCUUCCAAGAGACUUUUUCCUGUCCUAAGCCAAAAACAAAAGCUGCUGGAAUUCUGUCACACCACCAAACGCGUACCGUGGAAAUGCUGUCUGGGGAUCUCUUUGUACAUAAUACAACUGAUUCUUUUUUUUCCUUCCCUUUGAUCCGUUGGCAGGCUGGAGCCAUGUGGCCAUAGAGGUGCAGUGGGACAUCCACAAAAGUCAGUCUAUCCUCUGAACGCUUCAUUGCCUGUGGUUUUCAUGGCCACCUCAUUUUUGUUUCCUGGUGACAAUGACUUUUCCAGUGAUGGCAUCAUUCAGUCAGACCAGGAGAGGAAGAAUUCUGACUUCACUGGGGUUUGGGUUCUCAAAUGGCCAUCGCUAUGCCACUGCCACAUGGUCACCUUCAGCCUGGGACUAAGAGUGGGGUCGGUGUUUCUACAUUGCUAUCCAUGUUUCUGUAGGGUGCCAUUAAUGGAAAUCAGCUCCACAGAGGUACUUCUUCAUCUCAAGUCCAUUUUCUGCUCCAGGCUUUAAGCAGAAGGCUUUGCCUGUGAAUUCUGCUCUCUCGUAGACCUCCCCUAAAUCUCAUUCAGCUCUCAGUUUGACCAGAGUCAAUUUAGUGAAGAUAAUGGAAUUACCUCUCUUCAGGUCAGUGAUGAUUUCACAUCCUUGAAUUCCAUGCUAAAUUUGCUGAGAGAAUCUCAGCUUCAGGAGCCAUUUUUCAGCACUCUCAUUUCUCGGGGGUUCCCCAUAUCCACUAGGGGUGGGUUUGGGUGGAUUUGGAGCAGCUCUGCUGGGCUGGAGCCCCUUUGUGCUCUCAGGAAAGGGUUAAAACAGUGAGGGCUGUGGACUCCUUUGCUGGGGGAGAUUUGUUCCGUCUGUUUGUUUGUUUGGAAGUGCUGGCAGGAAAGCAGGGAGGAGAAAAUUACCUAAGUGAUAGCGAGGUUGCCAUGAACUCUAUAAAACCGUGGGAUCGAAUCAGGCAAACUCCACCUCGCCGUCUUGAACCAAUGCACAACUCCUGACUUGAAACCCACCCCAACACCGAGUGAGCUCAGGGACUUGAACUCCAACCAAGCACAUGAGCUCAGCAGUGCUGCAGAGCUGAACCCACGAGCGGUCCCAGCAGCACCCAGAGUUACGGGGAGCCCCGAGUCGGAAUGCUGUGCAGGGGAAGCAUGCACAUGAUGAAGUGGAGGCAGCUUUUCUGGAUCGCGUUCUGCCUUGUGAAGUUGUCUGGUUCCGCUGCUGGCAGCCCCACAGACAGCUUAACUGCUGUGUCCUCGGCCAUGGCAACAGCACAGAGCAGCACUGGCAGUGUGGCACCCACCGGCGUCAUGGGCAGCACUGCACCAACACAGGACAGCAAUCCUGCAGCCACUACUCAACCCACAUCAGGCAGCCCCAGCUCCCCAGGACUCAGCAGUGAGCACAGCCCUCAGUCCAGCACCCAUCCCAGUGCCCAUCCCAGCACCCAGAGCAGCACUCAGACCAACCAGACCCCCACACCGCUGCUGGACAACCAUCCAGAGGACACAAGCAGUGGGGCACCCACCACGCUGAGCCCAACACCGCACCCCAGAACGACAGCAGCUGCACACCCAUCUGCAUCAACACUGCUCAGCUCCACGGCCACCCCCAGACUGACGGCGGUUUCAGAGGCCACAACACAGCUGCACACAUCUGGUGGUGUCAGCAAGCCCAUCACGUGCCACAACAUCAAAGAAGUGAGAGACAGCGGAGCCCUCUGCCUGCGGCUCAACGAGUCCCACACCUGUAAACAUUUUUUGGAUACGAAGGGCUCGGAUUUAUGGAGCGCAAUCUGUGAAGAGGAUGCUCACCGUGUGCCCCCACCCUGCCACAUCAAACUCGCCACGUCUGAGGUGGACCAGGAGUGCCUGCUGCUCGUCCUCGAUGGGAACACAGAUCCUGCUAUGGAUGUGCUCCGGGAGUCUCAUUGGGAAAAGUUCGGAAUCAAAUCCCUCGAAUGGGGCAGCGUGCGGAGCCAUCAGGACUUUUCUCGGAAGACACUGACGGCUUUGGUCACCUCCGGGCUCCUGCUGGCAGCUCUGGGCAUGGCUGGGUACUUCCUGAUGCGGCGGCGGAGCUGGAGCCCCGCGGGACAGAGGCUGGAUGAAGACCACUACGACCUGGAGACCGGCAGCCAGGGCAGCCCUGCACCACAGGAGAAGCCGAGCGCCAACGGAGCUCAGGAGAACGGUGCAUCCCGCAACGGCCGCGGCGCCGCGCAGAGCCUGGCCGACACCUCCAUGUGACGCCACGAGUGCACGAGUGCCUCACAUUGAACUUUUUCAUCUUUUUUUUUUUUUUUAUAUUCUUUUUUCUCGUUUCUGUGAAGAACUUCACCGUCGCCCCAAAGCACGUUGCGCUCCAGCGCUGCUUGGGGCCGUUUCUCUGCUCUCCCUCCUUAUUCCAAUGACUGCACAGGGAACUUCUUUACUGCCAUCCUCUGCUUUUGUUGUUAAAAGCACACGGUGAGAAAUGCAGCUGAGCAGAGGAGGCUGAAGCCACGAUCCGAGUUGCAGCGGUGAUCUGAGCACCAGCAGCCCCAGGAUUUGGUGGUACCGUGAUUUAAAUAGUUAGAUUGGGAUUCCAGUGACACGAACCUUUCAGGUUUCAGGGAUUUAUGUUUUUUUAUCUCGUCUUUAAGCACAGGACGUCUUCCUCCUUUAAAAGCAUGGGGUGUUUAAUCCCCUCCUCGCCCUUUGUGCCAUCUUUGACAUUCCUUCGUCUCUUAGAAUGUACUGAAGCUCUGUGCAACACUUCCAACGUGGCAUUGAAGGCUGAAAUACAAACAGACCUUGAGCUGUGCUGACCCCAGUGGGGUGCAAGUAGAUGUUUUAGAGUGUUUUGGGUCUCGCCCAUCUCCCAGCUUGGAGAUGGCAUUAACACCGCUGUAGUGAUCCAUCAUCAUGUGGUCCCAUCACCUCACCCUACAAAAUGGAGCUUUGGCCUCCAUAGGACUUUGGGAACAGAAGAUGCCAAAGGGCUCCUGGUCAGACAUCUGCUGGACUCUGUGAUGGACGUUUCCAUUCAGACAAAAACAAAGCAUUUUUACUUUACAGUAACAAAAAGCCAAUGCUGAAAUGCCAAUAGCAGGAGCAAACCGAGCGCCGUUCCCCUGUGAACUGCUUCUCCCAGCCUUCAUUUUAAUCAUCUCAGUGAAAAAAAAAAAAAAAAGAAAAAAAAAAAAAGAGAAAAAAGAAGCAUUAGAAAUGAGUGUCCUCAGAGCUGCCGCGUGUUCAUCCCGCUGGGACAUGGGGCUCAGGACCACACCUCAGUGAGCCCUUGUUUUGCAGCACAACGUGAUGACUCAAAGCUGUCCGACACGUCUGCUGGACGAGUGACGUGCAUCAAGUUAUUAAACGGCGUUUGUUUGAUUUGCUGAUGUUUACCAUGUGCUGCUAAUUCCUGGAGAAAUAAACGAGGCUGCAGGCUGAUGGCUGGGGGCUGUGCUGACAGCAGGGUGUGUGUGCAUGCAGGAGGAAGAAGGCUUGCUCUGUGCACCCAAAUAAUGGUGUUGGAACUUCACUGACCGCCUCUGCCGUGCACACGGUGGGGCUGAGCAAUGGGGCAGAGCUGCAGGGUAUGGACAUGGGUGGGUGCCCACAGGUAUCCAUACCCAUAUCUCCACAUCCAUGGGCAUGGAUAAUAUGGGGUCUCUGGGUAGAGGAGAUCUCACUCCUCCCUGCACGCUGCUGGAAUAGUCCUGUAAAAGCAGUGGUUAUUUUGGCUGCUGUGCUUUUCAGUGCAUACAUUGCUCAGAGAUUUGGGCUCCACAGCAUCUGAAUUGUGCUGCCCUGGGUGUGGGCUUAGCUGUCUCCAUCUCUCCCAGACCCAGGGGAGCACUGAGCUGCAGUGCCAGUAGGUCGGGGAGGCUGAGCUGGAGUCCCCCAACAGAAAGCAUGGACUCAGGUGGGGUUCACUUAGAUCCCAGCUCACUGCAGCUCCUUCCACAUACCGACAUUGAAUGAUUGUAGCUGCUGUGCUGUGAGGUCCUUCCUGGUGUGUGUUCUGUUUCCUUUUGGCAGCCCCUUAUCUAAUCAGCACUAUCUGCUGCAUCAGAAAAGAGAGAUCUAAUCAAAGCUCAGGUGCAUUUUUCACAGCUCUGGGUACGUCCUACAGCCAAACUGAGACAACAACAAAACCAGCCAUCAGCUGCUGGGGCAGAACAAAAGGCUUCACAGUAACAUCCUGGUGGGCACGGAGCCGAGCGGGGCUGUAGGACGAGCGCUGUGCAAGGGGCUGUGGGCGGCCCUGCCGAGGCAAAAGUGCUGCUGUUGUUCCUUCCUUAUCAGAUCCCUCACAUCCCUUCCUCGUGGACCUUGCUGGGACUGUGGCUUUUUCUUCUGCUCACCCAGUGCUGGCACAGCCAUUGAGUGUCACAUCCGUGCACCAGAACGGAGCCCUGGUGCCAUGCAGGCAGCCCCGGACCUUUCCUCAGGCUGAAAGCAGAGACUUUGUUCAGCAAUGAGAGAUACUUUUAUGUCUGAGCUGCCACACAGUGUUACUGUGAGCUUCAGGUUUGCUCAGUGCAUUUCUGAAGCCAAUCAAAUUCAUCAGAGCAAGCAAGUUUUAAUUAAGUCUUAUUAACUACUUCUCUCGGCGGAUCUUCCGUGGUGCACAUAGCAAAACUAGCACGACCUUGCCAGGUGAGCCCUGCACAGCAGAACAGCUCAUCCCACAUCGGGAGAAAGCAGCUCCCUGUUCUCCUUUCUGCUUCCUCAUCCUUUUUCCAUUGAUGCAGAGCCCCCCAGCAAUAGGACCUGCCCUGCAUGAGCAGCCCUGUCCCACCUGCAGCCCCAGCUCCUCUCCUGCUGCUCCUUGUGCUCCCCCAGGGCACCCAGCCUGUGUGGGUGCUACAAUUCCAGCUCAGUCCCUAACUCUGCCCCACUGCACUGUAACAGCCACCAAAAGCAAAGCCACAUCCUGCUGAAACGCAGGGGGCACCGAGAUGCGCUGCAGGGCUGUUUGGAGGACACAGAAGUACCACUUCUAUGUUGGAUGUCACAGGUGUGUGUAGCAGAGAUGUUAAGUCAUGGCCUGAAGCAGUGAUUGAGCACCUGGUGGGGAAGCAGGGCUGACCCAGGGAAGCUCAGGUGCAGGCAAUGUACCUGAGUGACUGGAAGAGGUGGAGUCAGGAUUCACCCCUUCCCACACCUCAUUUAAGGGUGGAGAGGAGCUGAGGGCAUCUCUUGCUGGAGAUUCCUGCACUCUGAAGCCUUCCAAAUCUUAGCAGAACUGUGAGGGAACAACGCUGCUGUGGCGUGGCCGGUGGUCCUGGAGGAGGAGCGAUGCACUGCAGCCCUCCUGGCUGCAUGUGAACACAUCCUGGAUUUCUCAGAACCGAAGGGGUUUGUUGGGUGGGAGCCUUGGCUGACCACGUCCAGGCUGCACUCAGAGCCCCCCAGCUCCUUUCCCAGCCCGCAGGCUGCAGCAGGAGCCACGGAGUCGCUCUGCUCGGAUUCCAGAGGCUGCGGUGUUUUUCCUCUGACCCAUACAAAGAUUUCUUUCUAAAUUUAUCUCGGUGCUCAUCGCAGUCCCACUUAGCAGCAGAUUACGAGGCCGGGCCAAUUCAAAUGAGGGCAGGGGAGCCUGGAUCGUGGCCUAGCCCUGACAUAGGGCGGGAUGGCAGCACGCGGGGCUGGGCUCAGUGCUGCACACCCGCACUGUGGCUGCAUCCAGAGGCUCUGCUCUGCUCUCCCUUCCUGGCCCUCCGUCCUACGGGGCAGUUCCAGCACGCUGCUCCUCCUGCACGGAUUGCAGCACGAAGCUGGAUGUGCUGCACGUGAGUGUGUUGCACCCCAAGCAGCCAAAUAUCCCUCAGUUCCCCCCCGUGUCACAGCUGCACUUGCCAGCACUGCACCCCUGCCCACCUCGGCUGCUGUCUGUAGGCUGCUCUGUGCAGAGCCCACCACGCUGAGGAUGCAGGGGAUGCAGCCUGGAUUGAACCAUCCCAGCAGAAUGCACGGGUGCUGCUAAUGCUGUCUGCACUCUUUGCAUUCAGCAGUGCAGCCCUGCACGGGGAGUACGUUCCGUUUGGAAUGAGAGGGAUAUUAUGCAGUUACAAGGACGACAUAACGGAGAGAAUGCUCCACUGGUGCCAUUUCCUUAUGUGCUGUCAGCGAAUCACUUCAUCUGCGCUGUGCCGAGUUUCCCAUCCAUUAAAUGGGGGGUGAUUUCCCCUCUGCUUCCUAAGGGGGAGCGGGAGCAGCACCUCCGAUGGCUGCGGGCACAGGAAGGUGCCACGGCGACGCGCAGCGACACAAAGAGCCGUAAAGAGCGAGUAAGGAUUGCAGCCCUGUAGCACCGACCUUCGGAAACCGGAUCCCUGCUCCUCAUCUCCCGAUGUUUUUAUUGGGUUCUGUUUGUUUUUGUUUUUAAUUGCAGAAGAUCCCCAAAUAGGUUCAUCUCUACCGCUCAGGAUUUAAAAAGAUCUCCCAGGUCCGGACGUCCUGUGGGAAAGGAGAGGAAAAGGCUGAGCGGGACGCACCGAUGGAUCCG